AUUCAAAUAUCUAUACAUACACAUUAACCUCCCUUUCAACCUGGGCAACAGAUACAGAAGAAUCAUUGUCCACCUUCCCAUUUGAUUCUUCUGUAUAUUCAUCCCCUUCACGUUACCAAAAUCCCUUUUCAUUCUCCUUACAUAAUCCAAAUUAUAGAACAAAUUACAAAAGAAAGAAAGCAACAAUCAUGGGGCGCUGCUGUUGUUGCAACUGUCUCUUCAGCUGCGUUUUCGCAUGCAUCUGUCAAAUACUCUGCGCCAUUAUCAUCAUUUUGGGCGUCAUUAUUUUAGCCCUUUGGCUCAUUUUCAGGCCCAAUAAGGUCUACUUCCACAUUGCUGACGCCUCGCUCACAAAGUUCGAUUUCUCCCCCACGACAAACACCCUCGAUUAUGAUCUUUCCCUCAGCGUUGACAUCAGAAACUCCAACAAAAAGAUUGGGGUUUACUUUGACCACAUCGAAGCCAAGACUACUUAUCAUCGCCAGAAGUUCGCCAAUACCAAUCUUGAAUCGUUCUAUCAGGAUCCCAAGAAUACUACUAUCUUGAAUCCAGUGCUCAAGGGUCAGAGUUCGGUUUAUUUGGGAGAUAGUGAGAAAUCAGAUUACAAUGACGAGAAGAAAUCUGGGAUGUACAGGAUUUUCACGGUGCUUUACAUGCGCAUUAGGCUUAAGUCUGGUUGGAUCACAUCAGGGAAGUUUAAGUUAGCAGCUGGCUGUGAGUUGAAGGUUCCUAUGAAAUCAAAUGUUGGAUCUUCGGGUACUUUUGAGAGAACCAAUUGCGUUAUUAUACCUUGGGCGCGCCAUUAAUCUUGGAGUUUAUUUCUUUGUUCUUUUUUAAUUUCUAGUCUUUGACUUGUUUCUCUAUAUAUUCUUUGGAUUAUUAGGAGAUGUUCUUGAUUAAGGGAAUUUGUUUUCUUUUUUUUUUUUUGUUUUGAGAUACUACCCAUCCCGAUUUAUCUUGAAAGAUAUAUUGUUAAGUAUAUUGGGAUGAAUAAACCUAGAUAAGGCAUACCGAAUAUAGGGAUUUCAUCUAUCGAUCCCUAUAAAUUUGGGAUUGAUAAUUAGUUAAUUCAUUGAUAAUUUUAGAUAUUAUUCAUAUACACAUAGUAUGAUCUGGUUAUUCUAA
Molecule: messenger RNA, 1125 nt
Organism: Nicotiana attenuata
Lineage: Eukaryota; Viridiplantae; Streptophyta; Magnoliopsida; Solanales; Solanaceae
Product: NDR1/HIN1-Like protein 3-like
Exons: 1
Coding region: 189-806 (205 amino acids)
Biological process (GO): defense response to other organism
Source: RefSeq, a predicted model, not a curated record